Molecule: messenger RNA, 5434 nt
Organism: Peromyscus leucopus (white-footed mouse)
Lineage: Eukaryota; Metazoa; Chordata; Mammalia; Rodentia; Cricetidae
Gene: Sugct
Product: succinyl-CoA:glutarate-CoA transferase
Exons: 14
Coding region: 52-1395 (447 amino acids)
Molecular function (GO): catalytic activity
Source: RefSeq, a predicted model, not a curated record
UAAGGUCAAGGUGGGAGGUAGCCGGCUUGCACUCACUCGGUUGCGGGGGCGAUGCUGUGGACGCUGGCCAGGGCGUUGGCUUUUCGGAGACCCGGCCGAAGCCGGGCCGGCGGGAGGGGGCUGUGGACCGGCCGCCUGCAGUCAGAUACUGAUAGUAUGAAGCCACUGGAGGGUGUGAGAAUUCUGGAUCUAACAAGAGUACUGGCAGGACCUUUUGCCACGAUGAAUUUAGGCGACCUUGGAGCAGAAGUUAUAAAGGUGGAAAGACCAGGUAAAUCUAUUUACCUUCAAGAAGUAGAGUCAGGAGCAGGUGAUGACACACGAACUUGGGGACCUCCUUUUGUGGACACAGAAAGUACAUAUUUUCUCAGUGUUAAUCGAAAUAAAAAAAGUAUAGCUGUUAAUAUCAAGGAUCCGAGAGGGGUGAGAAUCGUCAAAGAGCUUGCAGCCAUUAGUGAUGUGUUUGUGGAAAACUACGUCCCUGGCAAACUUUCUGAGAUGGGCCUAGGGUAUGAAGAUGUAGACAAGAUUGCUCCUCACAUCAUCUACUGUUCCAUCACAGGGUAUGGCCAGACAGGGCCCUUGUCUCAGAGAGCAGGUUACGAUGCUAUCGCCUCUGCUAUGUCUGGUCUGAUGCACAUUACAGGGCCCGAGGAUGGAGAGCCUGUUCGCCCAGGAGUGGCCAUGACUGACCUUGCCACUGGCCUGUUUGCUUAUGGAGCCAUUAUGGCUGGCCUCAUACGACGUUACAGAACUGGAAAAGGACUGUUUAUUGAUUGUAAUCUACUGUCAUCUCAGGUGGCAUGUUUGACCCAAGUAGCUGCUAAUUAUCUUAUUGGUCAAAAGGAAGCAAAACGCUGGGGCACAGCUCAUGGCAGCAUUGUUCCUUAUCAGACUUUUAAAACCAAGGACGGCUACCUUGUAAUUGGAGCAGGAAGUAACCAACAGUUUGCUGUUGUAUGCAAGGUCUUGAAUUUGCCUGAGUUGAUUGAUGAUUCCAAGUAUAAAACGAACCAUCUUCGGGUGCAGAAUAGAAAAGAGCUUAUUAAAAUCCUAUCUGCAAGGUUUGCAGAAGAAGUAACUGCCAAGUGGCUUUGUCUCUUUGAAGGAAGUGGGAUCCCAUACGGCCCAAUCAACAGUAUGAAGGAUGUGUUCUCCGAAGCUCAGGUAUUGCACAAUGGCCUCAUUAUGGAGAUGAAUCAUCCCACUGUGGGGAAGAUUUCAGUACCAGGUCCAGCUGUGAGAUAUAGCAAGUUCAAGAUGUCAGAGGCAAAGGCACCUCCCCUGCUGGGACAGCACACGAAGCACAUCCUGAAAGAGGUUCUCAGCUAUGAUGACAGGUCUAUUGGGGAGCUACUCAGCUCCGGUGUGAUACAACAACAUGAAACCAAGUGAGAGAGGAGAAUGCAUCAGAAAACUGCCCCUGGCUGGCCCAGACUAUGCUCUGUGCAUGUCUCUCCCUAGUCUUGAGCCCACUGAAAGGCAGAGUGAGAAAUGCAGUGUCCUGCCUGGAAGCUCCUUGGAUGACUUUAAAGUCUUGUGCCCAUUUAAAAACUUACUAUUUUGACUUUUUCCCUAGAAAAUAAUUUGUUGGUUUGUGGACUUUGAUUAAUUCUAUUGUUUCCAUCCAUAAGAACUGAUGACUGUUUGGUGAUGGAAUGUUGUUCUGAGUUGAUUUAUCCACAAUGUACAUAUGUAUGGAAACAUCACGUUAUAAACUGUAGUUUUGAUUUGUCAAUUGAAAAUGAAACAAAAUAUAAUUUUUUUUCUGGAAAAGUCCUCUUUAGUCUAUUUACCUUAGUGCCCUAAAAUGUUUGCCUGUCUCACCCACACAAGCCUGAAAAAAAGCAGAACUCUUGACAUUUUCUACUUGUACAUAAAGUCCUCAUUUAAAUCUUUGUUAGGAAGUCAAAGCAAUAAGCAGAAUGACAGUCUCCGUGAUUGAUUUUAAACAGUAUAACUGAAUUUCAAGCCCACAAACCCUUUGUUAGUCUGUAAUUUAAACCACGGCCUUUGCUGAUGUCUGUUGUAAGGCUAAACCCCACUCUGCCCAUGAGGAGUAAAUAUUUGCUUUAUGUUGUAUUUCCCUGGUGGUAUUGUGAUGUGCAAUGGAGUAUCAAUUCCCACUUAUUCAUUUAGGGUGUGAGUAUUUAUGUAUAUAAGAGAGCAUAGUGGUCACUCUCUUGCUACCUUAUUUUGAGACAUAGCCAAAUGCAACACACUUUAAAUAAAUGUGAGGUGAUUCCUCACAUGUUAAAGUGUAAAGAAUACCAAAUGGGAAUAUGAUAGGAAGCAUUUCUUUGUAAUUUCAAGAUCUCUGUAGAAGACAGCAUCAUGUCUUUGAAUUUUGAUUUGUCAGCAAAUUACAACUAUAGAAAAAUCUGUCUUGAAGAUAAAAAGCGGUCAGAAUAUAUACAUUGUCACAGAAUGGAUUGUCACAGAAAACUUCAGACCAGGGCAUCAGGUGCCAUUUGGUCAGUGUCCUGGUAGGACUUCCAUUCAUGGCCAUAGGCACACAUACUAUAAAGCAUUGACAUUAUAUGGUGGUAGUAAUUGAAGGCUAAAUUACAGAUGUUCAUCUUUCAAACUGAUUCAAAGCUAGUUUUCUUUUCAUUUGUGAUGGCUUGAGUCACUUCACUGGUGUUUUAAUGUGCAAUGUGUCUCUAGAAUCAAGGAUAUCAAAUAAAAACAGUAUCUCUACAGACUUUUCAGAGAAAAGCAUCCUAGCUUUGGUACUCCCCCAACCCCAGCUUUGCUGUUCAACGUGUUGGACUCUGAAGAACCCCUGCUAAUACUCCAUUAGACAGAAUUUUGUCAUAACGUAAUAGUUUGGUGCCUUCUGCAGUUCUUUGCCUCAGUUCCUAAUUUGUAGGGACAGAUAUAAGAUGUUUCACAUUAAGCUAUGCAUUUAAAGAUUUAAUCAUUUUAUGUGUAAAAGCAUAUUUCCUGCAUGUAUGCAUGCAUAUCAUUUGUAUGCCCAACACCUGCAGAGUUCAGAAGAUAACAUUGAAUCUCCAAGAAACUAGAGUUUAGAUGGUUGUGAGCUAAUACAUGAUUUAAGAGCUGAAUUUAGGUCCUCUGCAAGAGCAGUGGGUGCUCUUAACCUUCAAACCAUUGUUUCAGCCCCCAAGCCAGACAUUUAAAGAGAAUGCCUUUACAGUCAUAUGACUCCUAUGGAAAUCAGGAAAAGGUUGGGUGACAGAAUUGAUAAAACCACAUAUCUUGAAAGCCAGAUGCAUCAUUUUUUUCCCAGUGAAACAUAAAAAAAAAAAACUCAAAAUGCAAAUACUCCUUAUUGAGCAAUAAUUCUAAAUAUGUGAAUACCCAUGUGUAGGAGGAUUCUGUCAUGCAUAGGGCCAGAAUGUGCCUCUUAAACUUUCAGGGUUGACAAAGACUGAAGUGUUCAAAUAUGGUAGGACCACCACUGAAGCAUGACUGUGUCUCCAGAUUCUGACCUCCACAGCUUAGAAUUAUCCAAGAGAACUUCGGAUUUCUGGUCACUCACUCAACUUAAAGUAUUUACUCCACUGAUUAAAAAAAAAAAGUUCAGGCUAUGCUUCAAGUUCACAUUGAUUAUCAGUCCUGAAAGAAACACUGUGCUUACUAAAAAUUUAAAAUUUCUAGCAAUAUGCCCCAAAUCAAAUUAUACUUACAAACAAAUGUGCUGUUUUAAUUAUCAGAGCUGGUUAUCUUACACAGUCCCCAAAAUAACACACUACUAAGAUACCAUAUGCUCAAGUUCAAUUUGUGUCAAGGCCUGCCUUCUGGAAGGUUAUGUCUGUGAUUGGCUUCAAAAACUCCUUGAAAAUCAGUGAGUUAAUUGUUACAGAAUUGGAGGUAUGUCCACAAGCAAAUGGGCUUGUUUUUCCUGAAAAUUUUUUGACCAUAAUUUUCUUGUUAAUCAACACAUUUUUUUUCUGGUAAAUAGCCUGAUAUGCUGAAUGUUCAUUUAGCAGAAAUAAAAUGAACAUUGAUGACUUUUGUAUGAAUGCUGUAGCUAUCCCCAUCUGAUCUUGUGUUUGAAACACCCAGUGGCAUUAGAGAUCCAGUCAUGACUGGAGAAAACCAAGAAGGUCUUCUACUGGCUGUUUGAUAUUACAACCUUAGCCCACCAUUCUCAGCUAUCACUAUGAGAGGGCCUCUGUGUGAAGAUCUCACAACUUCUACUUUUAAAUCUUCUUACAGAAAUGUUGACCCAUUUGUACAUCAGUUCAAUUUGAUGUUACACUUCUGAUUCGUGUCUUACCUUUGGCAAAUUGCCUAUUUUCAAAUCUGUGUAGGCAGAGAGUAGAGUUUGUGGUAGAGCACUAGACGAGCAUAUGCGAGGCUGCAGGCUUACUCCUCAGUCCUGCAAAAACAGGUCACUAAAAGCUAUGUAGAUGUGAGUCUUCCUGAUUAUCCUUUUACAAGGGCCUAGAGCUGCCUUCAUUACUUCUCCAAGUAAUUGCCCUGAAGAAUCUGAGAAAGAAUGGCAAUGGCAGGCCACAUGAGACUGUUCAUGUCUUUGGUAUCUUGGAGCUACUGACCCUUGAUUCUCAAUGACAAAAGAGGCAUUUGGGGAAGAAUAUAUUCUUUACCCUCCAUAACCCUAUUUUUGGUUCCUCAAUUUUAUAAUUAUUCCCCAAGAUAAUCUCCUGUCAUUGACUCAUGAAUGAAAGACUUUCUGCUGCUAAAGUGAGCAAUCAUGAGUGGUGGGACUCUGAUUGCUCUGUUUAAUACUAGUUGUGGGCUUGGCCUCAGUUUUUCCUCAUCUUUCUGAAAAAGGGCAAGCUCUAGAUCAUGAGUAAUCACUUUAGUCCAAUGGCUUCCAAGAGGAUGGAUGGUGCCUUGCCCUCUACCUGGCCUUGCUCUCUGUCAUAGGAUAAAGGGAUCCUCAUAGUUUUUCAACAAGAUACAAAAUGCUUUCACACAUUCCCUUCCCUACUUUGUUUUUCUUUGCAAAUCAAACCAUUACUGUCUGUUGGUUUCUUUGGCUCCUUACCACAGAGAUUGGAAGAAUGCUUUUCCUGCUCCCCAACCUGUUACCAACACCACUUCCUCCCCUCCCCCCAGCAGCAUAGGGCUUACUCAAUAGUCAUAUGUUCAGCCUCAAAACGUGACCCAGAGAGGUUGGGAGAAAAGAAAAAAGGUAAAGCUGCCUCAGGGGAAAAAAGUGUUAUUUCUACUUCUUUACCUCCUGUGAACCCUAAAAAAAAAAAAUCAGAUUUCCUAAGUAUCUCUUGGGAUGAGCGAUGUGGCAAUCUGUUUAAUACAUUCACCCUAAUAGUUUUGGAUUUGUGUUUUUAGAAGGAAUUCCUGACUAUACUUGAUAGAUGCUUUGUGACUGUGAAUGGACAUUGUGUUUCUUCCACAGAGAAGGUCAAGAGAACUGAUAUUUUCUCUUUGUGGGAAAUUGUUAACUACUUAUUAUGGAAAUAAAAAAAGAGAGAGCUCU